This is a messenger RNA of Astyanax mexicanus (Mexican tetra), 3849 nucleotides long. RefSeq names its product C2H2-type zinc finger protein. Gene Ontology annotation, molecular function: RNA polymerase II cis-regulatory region sequence-specific DNA binding; DNA-binding transcription factor activity, RNA polymerase II-specific. NCBI's taxonomy places the organism in Eukaryota, Metazoa, Chordata, Actinopteri, Characiformes, Acestrorhamphidae. The transcript has 2 exons. Bases 373 to 1950 code for a protein of 525 amino acids. The record is from RefSeq and is a predicted model, not a curated record. Gene Ontology annotation, biological process: regulation of transcription by RNA polymerase II.
UCCGUGGCGCCAGCGCUUACACACACACACACACACACACUCACUCCGAGAGGGGGAGAGAGAGAGGGAGCGGGCGAGCGAGCAGACCGCAGCAGCCGAGCUGUGCAGACCAGACGAAACGCAGGCGAGCAGAGACCCAGAGGCCGCUGGUGGUGCGGAGCCUGCGGACAGACCGAGGGGUUCUUAUCUUGGACUUUGAAGAGCGACCGAAGGACUUCCACAGAUCGGAGAGAUCGGGAGGAUACCUCCUGGCUCAGAUUGACUUGGAAAGGUCUUACUUUUUUCUUCUGAGAUUGUUAGCGGUGCUCCUAGAGCAACGCUAAGCUUCACCCAAGCUUAAAAACGGAAGUCGUCAGGCUGGAGUGCGUCCUGAUGGCUGAGUCAGAGACUGAGUGUGACACGCCAGGCCUCGACACACUGGGGUCUGAGUGUGUCAUAGCGCACACGCAAGUUGGGGACUUGCACUAUGCGGCAGAGACUGAAAUCAUGACCCAAGAGGACAAGAGGCUUGACCUAGAGGCCAUUCAUGGAGACCUGGGGGCUGUGACCUGUGUGGAUGCAGUAACGGAGACGGACCAUGACUACACAAAAUCUGAGGGGCAUCAUGAGCCGCAUUACUUCACGAGUGCUGACAUAAAAGGCAAUGAGGCCUUGCUUGGUGAAGUCCUGUUGAAAGCAGAGAUGGGUGGAGCUGCUGAGCAUGUGGUAAAGGUUGAGUCGGACCAUGCAGGAGAGCUAACGGUGGAAUCAGAGAAUGGUGUCAUAAUUCACGAAGCCCAUGGUCUGCAGUGCAACGAGUGCGGCGAGAUAUUCGGCAGCAUGACUGACCUGCACCAACACUUUGAAAUUCAUAAAGGCACGCAGCCGUACAUUUGUGUGCACUGUGGCGAGAGCUUUGCUGUUGAAGCUAGUCUGAGAGGGCAUAUGAAGAUUCAUAUGAAGGAGAAGAGCUAUGUCCCCACUGGUGUGGAUUUGGUUGGCAAAGGAGUCAUUGAUGCAUUCAACCUGAAACCCCACCAGAUGAUGCACUCCCCAGAAAAGCCACACAGAUGUUCUGAAUGUGGUAAGAGCUUUGCUGCAGCUAUCACACUCAGAGAGCAUAUGAAAAUGCAUUCUGAUGACAAACCCUACAAGUGCACCCAGUGCAGGAAGAGCUUUGUUCGCAGACGCCAUCUAAAGAAACAUCAGGAGCUGCAUGCUCGCGAAAAGCCUUUUAACUGUCCCCAGUGCGGUAAAGGCUUUGCUACUUCUUCUAAUUUGAAACAGCACCAGAAGACCCAUGCUGGUGACAAGCCACAUCGAUGUGCACAGUGUGGCAAAUGUUUUGCAGCUGCAGCCACUCUGAGAGAACAUCAGCGAAUUCAUUCUGGUGAGAAACCCUACAAAUGUAAUCAGUGCAGGAAAAGCUUUGUGAGGAAACGCCACCUGAAGAAGCACCAGCUGGUCCACCAGGGUGGCAAGCCCUACCGAUGCAGUCAGUGUGACAAAGGUUUUAACCACUCUUCUUCCCUGUCAAGGCAUCACAAGGUUCAUCUAGAAGCUAAGAUGUAUCCCCAGCCUGACAAGGAAUUCCCCUUUGAUACCCCUAUGAAGAGUAGUCUGCCCACUGGUGAAAAGCCAUACAGCUGCAACCACUGUGAGAAGAGCUUCAAUCACUCAUCAUCGCUAUCUAGGCACCAGAGAACUCAUUCUGACGGGAAAACGUACACCUGUGGUCACUGUGGCAAGAGGUUUAAUCAUUCCUCCUCUCUUGCAAGGCACCAGCGUGUUCAUUUGGAUGAGAAGUCCUCCUAUAGUGCUAUUCCAUCAGGAAAGGGAUUCCCGCAUACUACCAUCUUGAAGCAGAGAAUUCUGCAGAGUGAGAAGCCGUACCGAUGUUCGCAGUGUGGAAAGGGUUUCAAUCAUUCUUCCUCCUUGUCUAGGCAUCAUAGAAGUCAUAUUGAUCAGUGAGCUUGCCACUAAGGUUUUGAAAGAAUUUUUGCAAUCUCUCUCAACUUGGUUUCAAGCCAACCUUAAACAUCUUUUUUGUUAGUUUGUCCACAGAGAAUAUGAUGUAAGGAAAAUCUCAACUUUAUUGUGAGCUUUUAGGAGGAUCUCGAUGCUCUUGAAAGUAAGCUUUUGGCUAAGUACUUUACCUUCACCUUUUAAGAGCGAUGAAUUUCAAUAAGUGGCGAGACUGGCGUUGAGCUAAUACUGAUCUGCCUAAUGUGCAUAUAGAGCUUGCUGUUUUUAAUUUGACUCCUGUAAGAUAAUGUAGACAAACGUAGCGAUUUCAUGCUUAGUGACUUGGGCCAGUUAUGCUCCUAGGAUGUACCUUAGCUCAAGCCUGGUUUGGGAUUUAGGCAUAAUUGGUGACCAAGUAAAGCAGAUUUUGACUUAACUAGUCACUCCCCUGUCCUUGUAUCUUUACCCAUCCCAUCUUAAUGGGCUGUUCAGAAGCUGAUAUCAUUUGUAAAUAAUUGUUUUUUUGUUUUUUAUAUAUAUACAUGUGUAUAGGUGAUUAGUGUGCAGUUCUAUGUAUUGCGCUCCCACCCUAUUUUGUUUUUCCCCUUUGUUUCUGAUGUUCUGAUGAUUCAGUCAGUCUUAACCAUCUAAGAGAUAAUGAAGAGGGGAUGAAUGGUGCUUGAGAGGGUUUCUCUAGCUCCAAAGAAGCAGAGUGCAGAAUUGGUAAAAUCUGUUCCAACGUUCAGCAAAGUCACAUAGACUGGGUGUGUAAGAGAAUGAAUCCAAGGGGAGCAAGUUAUUUGUCACAUACCCUCAGUGAUGUGCUUGUGGCCACGCCCUUACCUGUUGUUCACUUUGAUGUGAUGCAUUAUCCAGCUUGGUUGUAAAAUGAGCGGCAAGGAGCUUUGUAGGCCUGCAAAGACUGUUAAAUGAACAGUUUUUUUUUCUAGUCCUCCCUAACCAUUUUUGUUUGACUUGUGAACUGAUAUGAUCACACCUUGAUUUGGCAGAUUAAGAAUCACUGUAAACUGCAAAUUUUGUCUAAUUCAAGCUAGCGGUCCCUUUCAAAUGUUGCUUUACUGGUUUUCUUUGGUACUCAGUCAUUUGUUUCUAAUGGGUAAAUUGUGCAUACUUGCGUACAAACGUAUUCCUUGCCAUUGCUGUAGAACUAUUCAGUCAUCCAUAAAUAUAUAUAUAUAUAUAUCCUGUAGUUAACUUAUAUUCUGGACACAUGCAGCAAAUUAUCAAAAUUUAGUGUAAUAGAUUGUGUAUACUUAUCAUUACAAAUAAAAAAAAAUAUAGCUUGCUCUGAUUCAGUUUUUUCAAAAUUCCAUAAUUAUGCGCUUUCUACUUGCAGUUCUGUGUAUGGAAAAAAAAUCUUUUACAAACUGAUGUAUUUUUUUAAUAUGGUUUGGGUAAUCUGAAAGGGAAAUGAAAGGAAUACUGUUUUUAUGGGAGUGAAUGUUAUAUUGACCUUUUGCUUUUUUUCCAUUUGAAUAACAAUUGUGCUUCAACUCAUAGCAUAGGCUUAUUCAUUGUGUUAGAUAGGUGCCUUAUUGCAUGCUGUGUAGAAAUGUAUGUUGAGCUGUAAUAGAAAAAAAAAAAGAUUUUUUGGCUCUUCCUCCCUUUGUUCCUUUACAUACUAACCAACAUAUUUUACUUUGACUUUGGGUAAUUUGUUUUGCUUCUAUGUAUAUGAAUAUCUGUUUACACUGUUACUGCUGUCUUUUAAUUUCCCUGUCAGCUGGCCUCAUUGUAGAGUAACUAGAGGUUAAAAUGAGAAGUUACAAUGCCAUUGAUUUCAUAUUUUGAUCUCCCUCUUUUAAAUGGUCAGAUCUUGUUCCAUGUCUCUUCCCCAUCUAUGAGUGGCACACAUGGAUAAAUAAAGGUUCUUGACUAUCUGUU